ACAAAUAUUUCUCAUAUACUGGUUUAAAUUUUUGAUUUAAAAUAUCAAUGAUUGCAUUGCGAAUAAAAAUAGCAAGUAUCAUUCUCAAAAUUUGUUGCAAGGUGGCAACUCUAAAUCACAGAUGUUUUGAAUUGUUGGUGUUGUUGCGAAACAAGGUGCAAUCAUAAGUACAUAUUUUGCUAUACACUUUCCCCAACAAUAGCUACAUCGAUCGGUCCUAUGUUUGUCAGGCGAACGUAUCUAACUCUUUCCACCAGCCGCAAAUCGAUUUUUGCGGUAACAGCUGAUCUGAAUCGAGCGUACGCGAAUUGAAUAAAUAAACCUAUAUUAAUAACAUAAUAAAACGUAUUUUGUUAUUGUUUGUCGUUGUCAUUUUGCAAUACACAGCAGCGGCAUAUCUUGCAGGAGCCACACAUUAUUUGGAUAUCGAUUUGUAUCAUCAGCAUCUGCGACUCCCAAGCCUAAAAUGACGGUGCAAGUGAAACCUGACGAAAUUAAACCAAUUAUUCGCAUAAACAACAUCGAGAAAUCGCAACAGGACACGCGCGAUUAUCGUGGACUUAAAUUGGAAAAUGGCCUCAAGGUAUUGCUCAUUUCCGAUCCGACAACUGACGUGUCCGCUGCUGCACUAUCCGUGCAGGUUGGUCACAUGUCAGACCCAGAGGAUUUGCCCGGAUUGGCGCAUUUCUGUGAGCACAUGCUCUUCCUGGGCACCGAGAAGUAUCCGCAUGAAAAUGGUUAUACAACCUACUUAUCGCAGAGCGGUGGUAGCAGCAAUGCGGCAACAUAUCCACUCAUGACCAAGUAUCAUUUCCACGUGGCUCCCGAUAAACUAGACGGUGCCUUAGAUCGUUUUGCGCAGUUCUUUAUUGCACCAUUGUUUACGUCCAGUGCAACGGAGCGUGAAAUAAAUGCAGUGAAUUCGGAGCAUGAGAAGAAUCUAUCGAGUGAUCUGUGGCGUAUCAAGCAAGUGCAGCGACAUUUAGCGAAACCGGGACAUGCGUACAACAAGUUUGGCAGCGGAAACAAGGCGACGCUCUCCGAAAUCCCCAAGACAAAGGGCAUCGAUGUGCGCGAUGAGCUGCUCAAGUUUCACAAACAAUGGUAUUCGGCCAACAUCAUGUGCCUGGCUGUCAUUGGCAAAGAAUCUCUGGACAAACUGGAGGAUAUGGUCAUUGAGAAGUUCUCCGAAAUCGAAAAUAAAAAUGUAAAGGUGCCGGAAUGGCCGCGGGAACCGUUUGCAGAUGAUCAGUAUGGUCAAAAGGUGAAGGUGGUGCCUAUUAAGGAUGUGCGCUCGCUUACCAUUAGCUUCACUACGGAUGAUCUAACGCAGUUCUAUAAAUCUGGCCCGGACAACUAUUUAACCCACCUUAUUGGACAUGAAGGCAAGGGCAGCAUUUUGUCGGAAUUGCGCAGACUCGGUUGGUGCAAUGAUCUUAUGGCCGGACAUCAGAACACACAGAAUGGUUUUGGUUUUUUUGACAUCGUAGUGGAUCUGACGCAGGAAGGUUUGGAGCAUGUUGACGAUAUUGUGAACAUAAUAUUUCAAUACUUAAGAAUGUUACGUCAAGAGGGACCCAAAAAAUGGAUUUUUGAUGAGUGUGUGAAACUGAACGAAAUGCGAUUUUGUUUCAAGGAGAAAGAGCAACCCGAGAACUUAGUCACGCACACCGUGUCGUCCAUGCAAAUAUUUCCAUUGGAGGAAGUUUUAAGCGCUCCCUAUUUAAGUAAUGAAUGGCGUCCCGAAUUAAUUUGUAAGCUGCUCGAAGAAUUGGUGCCCGAAAAAAGUAGAAUCUCUCUAGUUAGUCAGAGUUAUGAACAGUCCGUUGAUCAAGUUGAGCCCUAUUACAAGACGAAGUACGGGCUGGAGCGUAUACCAGAGGCUACAUUGAAGUGCUGGGGAAACUGUGAAGUCAACGAAAACCUACAAUUAUCACUGCCAAACAGUUUUAUACCAAGCAACUUUGACAUCGCUGAAGUUCCCAGUGAUGCGCCUAAGCAUCCCGAGAUUAUUAUGGACACGCCCAUUUUGCGUGUGUGGCACAAGCAGGACAAUCAGUUUAACAAGCCAAAAGCCUGCAUGACUUUCGACAUGUCCAAUCCGAUUGCCUACUUAGAUCCGCUGAAUUGCAAUUUAAACCACAUGAUGGUUAUGCUAAUCAAGGAUCAACUUAACGAAUACUUGUAUGAUGCGGAGCUGGCGAAUUUAAAGCUCAGCGUCAUUACCAAACCAUGUGGCAUUGAUUUUACCAUUCGUGGCUUUAAUGACAAGCAAGUUGUAUUGCUUGAAAAACUGUUGGAUCAUUUGUUUAACUUCAACAUUGACGAGAAGCGCUUUGACAUACUCAAGGAGGAACACAUUAGGUCGCUAAAGAACUUUAACGCUGAGCAGCCGUAUCAACAUUCCAUCUAUUAUCUGGCCCUGCUCCUUACGGAGAAUGCCUGGGCAAAUGUAGAACUUCUAGACGCUAUGGAGCUUGUGACCUACGAUCGCGUGCUGAACUUUGCUAAGGAGUUUUUCCAGCGUCUGCACACUGAAUGCUUUAUCUUUGGCAAUGUGACCAAGCAACAAGCAACCGAUAUCGCUGGACGCGUAAACAAACGUCUCGAGGAAACCAAUGCCACCAAAUUGCCCAUUUUAGCCCGACAAAUGCUCAAGAAACGAGAGUACAAAUUAUUGCCUGGCGAUAGCUAUCUGUUCGAAAAGGAAAACGAGUAUCACAUGAGCUCCUGCACACAGCUCUAUAUGCAGUGCGGGGCACAAACGGAUCACACAAAUAUUAUGGUCAAUUUGGUGUCGCAGGUACUGUCGGAACCUUGCUACGAUUGCUUACGCACAAAGGAACAACUGGGCUACAUUGUCUUCAGUGGCGUGCGCAAAGUGAAUGGAUCCAAUGGCAUACGCAUCAUUGUACAAUCCGCAAAACAUCCUUCAUUUGUUGAAGAUCGAAUCGAGAACUUCCUCGAGACGUAUUUGCAAGUUAUUGAGGACAUGCCGCAGGAUGAAUUCGAGCGCCAUAAAGAGGCUUUGAUCGUUAAAAAACUGGAGAAACCGAAGAAUAUAUUCCAGCAGUUUAGCCAAUUCUAUGGCGAAAUUGCGUUGCAAACGUAUCAUUUUGAGCGCGAAGAGGCCGAGGUCGCAAUUCUGCGUAAAAUAACAAAAUCUGAUUUUGUUGAUUACUUCAAGAGAUUUAUAGCAAAGGAUGGUGAUGAGCGAAGAGUUCUGUCGGUGCACAUUGUUUCCACACUUAAGGAUGCUAAUACUGCCACUGCAAGCGCAGCGGACUCGAAGGAUAAUGUCAGUGAGGUGACGAACAUGGAUCGUCAUAAGACAAUCAACGAUAUUGUUGCCUUUAAGUCUUGCAAAGAAUUGUAUCCCAUCGCAAUGCCUUUCCUGGACAUUAAGGCGAAGGGAGCACGCAGCAAACUUUAAAAGCCUGCAUCGCAAUUGUAAUUUUAACUGACCCCCCUUGUAUCCCCCUAUCUCUUAUUUUGCAUUUUAAAUGGUGUUUUGGUUGCUUUCAUUAAUUUUAAAUAACAGUUUUGAUUAUAUAGAAUCCCAAUCACAAAUAUAAAAUAACUUGUA
Molecule: messenger RNA, 3586 nt
Organism: Drosophila albomicans
Lineage: Eukaryota; Metazoa; Arthropoda; Insecta; Diptera; Drosophilidae
Gene: Ide
Product: insulin-degrading enzyme
Exons: 13
Coding region: 467-3433 (988 amino acids)
Biological process (GO): peptide catabolic process
Cellular component (GO): mitochondrion; cytosol
Molecular function (GO): metal ion binding; metalloendopeptidase activity
Source: RefSeq, a predicted model, not a curated record